Messenger RNA from Bemisia tabaci, 6712 nucleotides. RefSeq lists its product as uncharacterized. NCBI's taxonomy places the organism in Eukaryota, Metazoa, Arthropoda, Insecta, Hemiptera, Aleyrodidae. The record is from RefSeq and is a predicted model, not a curated record.
ACAGGUCCUGAGAGCGCCUCGCCGUUCCUCGCUCUCUCAGCAUUUUCGUGUGUUUACAAUCAGCUGUUGCAUCAGUGUGAGUGUCUACCGUCGAAAGUUUUGGCUUUAUCAAGAACUUUUCGUGCCCAUUUUUCACACUCGUGUUGUUUAACUUCAACUGUGCGCAAGAAACAAUUUUGAGUGUUGUACUUUUCGGCGGAAUUUUGUUUUGUGUUUGUUUUCAUCGUGACAACUGACCACAGACUCAGUGCCACUGACCUUUCCAGCGUUUCGUUUGUUUAGUUUCGCGUGGAAAGUUUCGCUGUUUGGAUUUGUGGAUUUUCAAAAUCUUUGUCGGAUGUUUUGGAAAUUUAUCUUGGCUUUCUAUCAGGAUAUGUAGCCUGAGCAGAGCUUUGCCUUAAGGUCAAGGACUCUUAUGGCAUCAUGGCGACGACCUCUCUGAGGCAACAUCACCAGCCCCUGAAAACCCUGAAUAGGGGUCCCAAUUUCAUCUAUACAAAUCGCUCUGCAAUUAUUGCGAAGCGGAAGAGUGCGGUGGAGCUUUUGCAGGAGACAAAGGCGCUCUACGUCAAGUCGGAAACGGUGCUCGACCGGAAGCAGGAGUUGCGGAGCAGCGGCCAUUUCACCCACGCACCCUCUUUCAAAUAUGCUUCCCUUCAUUCUCAAGCCCCCCCUCCACCACCAAAAAGCCCCCGAUUGGUAGCCCCAGUCACCAAUCACAGAAGAGGCCCAAACGAACAGCUACAGAAUACAUUGAGGAAACUUUUUGAUACCAACUCAAAGGAAAACCUCGUGGAUAUUUCCCCGGUUGAUGAUGAGAAUGUGGUUCCGUUAUCUACUUCCUGCCAUAAAUCUUUACCAGAUCUCUCUACACAACAUGCAAUUCCAGUUAUAACAAGCCCACCUCCAACAAAAGGACCUGAGCUGGCAUCAAGUUCUUUGUCAUGUCGAAGUCAGAAAAUCACUCCUAGCAAAAGCUUCUCUCUCUCCCCGGUCAAAUCUUGCUUCAGUGAUGGACCACUCCACAUCGUGGAUGAUAGUCUAUCUAUUUCAACUAGUCAUGAUGAUGCUCCGAUGAGCAUAACCUCUGGUCGAAGUUUGUCACAAGAUGAAUGUGAUAAAUGCUUGUCACCAAUCAAAUCAGCCUUUAGUUAUGGCCCUGUCUUUUCCUCUGAUGAUAGGGAAAUGUGCAAUGUGAGGCCUAUUCUAAGGAGCAAGUCUGAUAUCGGUGAUAGAAGUUUACAAAAUGUGUCUAGUCCCAUCAGUCCGGUUGUUUUGCCAGACCUGGAGCAAUUUUUCGGCCAGCUAGGUUUAGAAUCAUCAGAAUACCAGUCAUUAAUCAGUGUGCGAUCUAACACUUCGUCACCUGUCUUCUUCAGCAGCAGCAGUUCGCUUAAUUCUAGUAAUAGCGAUGCCCCAAGCGAGAAAACGGCUACCGCAGACUCUCUACCAAGGCCGGAGAAUGCCCCUUCAAUCGUCGAACGGAAUGCACGCAUCAUAAAAUGGCUGUGUCAUUGUCGCAAAGUCAUCGCUCCUCCCGCCCCUUCUCGGUAACAGGAACUGGCAUAGUCAUUUACUCGGUGCAGUAUUAUCCAGCAAAUUAAGGAGAUCUUUUAAAUAUUUCAAGGAGAUGGAGGAGGAUAUCGUUGUUCAAUGCAGUUGGCGUUGGAACUUUAAAAUAAUUUGUAAAUUCUGAUUCACAAUCUCAUAGGCUCACCCCCUUAGUUUUCUCUAGUUUUUUGACUGAUGACUCACAGGAAAAGGUAUCAUCUGAUCUCUGGCUGUUCAUGUCGUUUUACCAACAUGAAUGUUGCUGUUGAAGAAUUUUCCACCGGUCUUGUAUAAUAUUGAAAACUUGAAGAUGGACAGUGCAAAGCGAGAGGGAACCAAUCAAACAUUUCUAAAAAUAGAACGAAGGGUGGUUUUAAUUCUGUCCAGAAGCAUAUUUUCUCUUGCGGAAAAUUUGAAGUCCUUGAAAAGUCUUCAGUCAGUAGAAACUAGACUCAAAGUUUGUUUUUUACAGCGAGCCUUAUGGAGGGAUGAAACUUCAAACUUAUAUUUCUCCGCCAUAGAUUGAGCUUUAUGGCAAGAUGAGACUUCAAAUUUUAAUUUCUCUGCUUCACUUACAUGUCACUUAGUUUCUUUCUGCUCAACACCAUCUAAAUAUUCUUGUCGAUUCAUACGUAAUUUUAGGGUUUCCAACAAAUGUCAAAAAUUUCAAUAUGAAGAUUUUUAAACAAGAUGUCAAGAAAUAUCUACUUUUAAUACUUAUCACAGUUUAAAAUCUGAUUCUAAAUCAGUUUGUGGCUUACUAUUUUGGCACCAACUGUAUAUUUCAAUGUAUACUCCUCUCAAUAAGCAUUUUUUUGUCUCAGAGAACUCAAAUUUGAUUUGUUAUUGUUAUUUCCUUAUUCAACUGUUUCCUCCUUCUUUAUAUAUCCUCUCAUGUAUUUAUUUAUUUCUAUUCAUAUUUAUAAUUGGUUUCAUGCUCUUUGUCCAGCUCCAAUAACUAACCAAUGAACCCCUUCUUUUAAACAGACCCUUAGUGGUAAGUUUUGUACAGUUAACUUUUCAAAAACAGGGAACGCUUUCAUCCUACCGCCCAGGUUGGCAAAGGAUGUUGGCGCUUUUUAGAGAUUAGUUUCCGUCUCAAGGAUGCGAUUCCAACAGGAUUCAAACUUCUGUUUAUUUACCCUCUUUAAGUUCAAAGAAUUGCGUUUAUUCAAAGCUAUCGUAGAUGAUUUCCAACAUAACAUAUGAUAAGAGUAAAAUAUUAUGUUUUUUUAGUAGUUUCAUAAAACAUUUUCUCCUUUUAAAAUUUGAAGAACAUAUUAUCGUUUAAGUCUAUGUGAAUGUUUACAAUCAUUCAAAACAAUAGUUGUUUAUAAAAUGCAACGGAGUUUAGGGUUUGUACGACUUGGAGAAAUUCUUAAAUUUUUUUUAUUGAUCUUCUGGUCUUUCAUCGCGAGAAGCUGCGAAUCUAUUCCUCGAAAAACGCUCUUGUAUUCCUUAACAUCUUUGUUAUGUCUUGGCUGCACAAACUCUAACUCCUUGCCUCAAAUAAAAACUUUAAUUUGUUUUCGAUUAACAUAAUUUGUGACUGUACCAUAGUAUACCUUGUUACCAUUCAGCUCAAGCUCUGCAUUUUUCAGUUACAUACAUUUUAAUUAUUUUGUUUCUGAGAUACUCUAUUAAAAUACAGGGUGUCUCAAAUCAAAUGGUGGAAGCUUUAUGGAUCGAUUCUACAUAGGGAAAUAAGACUGUUGGGCUCUGAAACUUUGUCUCUUAAAGGGGUAGAUGUACUCCAGGGGGGCCUAUUUGAACCCUCCCGAUGUUUUCAGUUUUUAUUAUACUGCUUGAAAGUACCUUCUGGCCCCAAAUUCCAUUACAGUUUAAAUGAAUCAAUUUUCAGAAAAACUUUAAGAUGCUAAAUUUUUCUUUUAAAAUGACUCCAAUAAAAAAUGUCACAGAACAAAAUAGUCUUAAUGUUGUGCAUAGAAUGGAGGUUGAAGUUUCCGUCUUUUGAUUUAGGACACCCUUGGUUGAGAUCAAUCCAUUGAAAUCCAAUUUAAAUCUUACAGUUUAUUUUUGAGCCUGUUCACUUCUUGAAUGAGCUUUGUGUAAGAAGUCUAAGAUCCUGCGUAACUGCACCCUUUUGCUAUUUAAUUUUUGGUUGCAAGGUUUUGAAAACCAAGCUUUCAAAUGGUUUGUCUCUUACCAACAAAUCGUAAACCAAAGAUUAUUGUUGAGUUGAUUUGAAGUUGGCACGGUUCUUUCUUGGUACUUUUGUCUAUUCAAGUACAUAUUUUUUUCCUAAUUUUAAGAAUUUUUUUUCGGAGGCUAAAAAUCUCAGACUCUUGCAAAUAAGCUAAACCUGCAAGUCAAGCAUUGGCUUCUAAUGGCCUACCUUAAAAUAUGCUGUAAAUUGGCUCCUUUUUCAAUAUGCAGACUUAACAAACAUUCUGAGAGUAAUCAGGUUCCUUGGUGAUAGUAACCAAUUUUUUUAAAACAAUUUUUCAAAAGAGUACCUUUUCAAACCUUGUUGUUCUGCUCCAAAAUCAGGAAAAAACAACGUGACUGUCCAUGGGGAAGGACAUUUUUUUUCUAUAAAUCUCAAAACUGAGACAUUAGUAUUACCUGUUUUUGAACAUUUUGAACAUUUGGGUACCGAAACGGUCCAAAACUACUUUACUAAACUACAGCUUUGAUGCUUUGAAAUUUGCAACUCAUAAAAUGUAAUUUGAGAAUGAGUUUCUUUUGAUAGAUCCAUAUUGUCAGAUUAAAAUUCAUCUGAAGCCUUUUAUUAGGAUGCAAAUGAGCUGAAUCUCUAAAUCUUGCUCUCCGGAAUUUCUUAAGUUAAUGCAGUUUUUCUUACCUAGCUCGACAGAACUUGCUUCUCUGAAGUGUACAUCUAUUCACUGAAAUCCCUGUUCUGGAUGACUGUCAUUAGUAACAGAAUUCAACAUUUCUCAUCAAGAAUAUCUGGAAAUGAUGAGGAUUUUUGGACAGAAGAAAAUUCUUAUAAUCCUAGACUCAAAAUGUAAAAUUGCCUGUGGAUCGUAUCCAUGUCUCAGCAAGUACCAAUUUCAGCUCAAACUCUUCCUGAACUGUAAAUAUCAAAUUGUAAAAUACUUGAAAGUUUUAUUGUGAUCUAAUUUUAAAUAAUUCAUAAGCAUUGUUGAGUUUGAAGUUUGUUUCUGCUUGUGUUUAUGCCUGAAAUCUCAAAGUACAGACAAAACGGCCGAUUUGUAUCAGUUACGUGCAUUUAUGAGCAUUUAAAAAGUUAGAUGCUCUCGUCGGACGUCAUUUGUUUUUUGGUGAAGUGUAGCGUUGAAAGUUUCAAUUUUAAGCCUUGUUAAUUGCCUCCUACCCGUCUGUGCCAUUCUCAAAUUCUAUCAUUUUAUUGGCUCGCGGACGAGAUCAUGCAACUGACAGACUGAUUUAGUGGCUACAUCAUUUGAUAUAUCGCCAUUAAAUUGUCUCGCCCUUUAAUAGAGUGGCAAAGCAAUUGAUGUCAAAACAGUUUAUUUGCUCUGGAUGAAAUCAUCAGACGUAUAGAAUAUCUAAUAACAUAGUCACUCAAUCAGUCUACUGCAGAGAGGAAACAGCAUCAAAUCUCGGAUCUUUGUUUCCACGUCCUAACAGCUCUUCAAGGAGCUGUUUUUUGCUUCAUUUUGAGACUUUCCUCCUGAGUAUCGAUUUCAGAGGAAAUCAGUGACACCACUGCAACCAUUUCUCAUCAAAUUUUAUUUAGAUAUGGAUGGAUACACACAGAUUUCUGCUCUAUCCAAGAAUUUCAUCUUUCGUUCUUGGGCAAUUGUUUUCUAUGCCAAGUAACCUUUUUCCUUACCAUUGAUAGAGAUUCAUUCUCAUUCAAUAAUAAUGGAUAAUCCCAUAAAAAGUUACAGGUUCUAGGAUCAAUGAAAAUUUAUAAUUUUCCAUUAAAGUAAGCAGUUGACGUCUCGAUAAUAAUAAUUUAUGUCAUAUAGUGGAAACUUUUUUUAUGAAAAAAAGUUUAUUAGUUACCAAGCCUUGAUUUCCUAUUAUGAAAAAUGAAACACUUUUAAAAACCCUGAUCCCUGUAUCUGUGUCUUGCAUUUUAUGUAUUGCCUUAUUGUUUAAAUUUUUCUACUUGGUAAUUUUUUUUUCAGCAAGUGCAGAGCAUUUUUAUUUUAUCUAUUUAUUUAUUUUGUUUGUUUCUUUCUUGUUGAGUCUUGGUUUUGACUUGCGCAUAAAAAAUUAGACUAACAAUUUAAGUUAAAUUAUUUUACAACUGUGAUAUGGAAGUAAGAACUGUAGUUUUUAAAAUAAUUUUCUUUUCUUUUUACCCUUCUCUCUCAUGACACUUUGACCCAAGCCUCAAUUUUUUGUCCUUCCCAAGUUUUUUUUCUUGCUAUCAUUUUUCUCCUGAGAACCAAUGUAUCUUUUAUGAAGGAUGGAAGUAAAUAAUGAAAGUUUCAAAAUCAGAUUUUCAAGAAAAAAUUGUUCCAUUUCUUACUAUUAUUCUUGCUUAAACGAACUGGCUUUCGAUUCUAUAAGAACUGAUUUCUCCCAAAUUCUUGGCAGCCAAAAGAAAAAAAAGGCCAGUAAAUGUCUUACAAUUUGCAGAACUUCAAUUGAUAAUAAUUGGAAAACACCUCAAAUCGUUUGCAACACCCCUUCUCCCUCUUCUUUUGGCUUCUGGCAUUCCAUUCGCUCGUUGCGUUUGUCAUCAAGCAUAAGUGGGAGAUGUAAAUGUCAAAAUGGAUAUUAAGACAUUAAAAAUUUAGUCUUCAAAACUAUGCUCGGAUCAUUAUUUACUUCCAACUUCAAUUUAAUCUGUUAUUUUUGUGGAAUUGCAGCUCUCACUUUUUUUAAAGUUCCUUUCUCCUUCAAAAUGGAAAUUUUACCGGGUAACUAAGUCUCAAAAAUCAAAACUGGAAAGUAGUAAAAAAGAAAGCAAGAAAAAAGAAGUAAAAAGGAAGACAUUUUCACACCUUGGAAGGUAUUGUUGAAAUAAUUUCAAUGCUGAUCUGUAUUUUAAUAUUUUUGUAGUCUCAGUGUGAGAGAAUAUUAGCUCCAUGAUAUCAAGUCAUCGCUGUUUAGUCAGUUUCUUCUCCUUAUCUUUUGUUUACUUGUUUCUUGAAUACUCUAGCAUAAUAGAUUUAUUUAUGUAUUGACUAAAAAUGUAUUUUUAUCUGAGGUAAUAAAAAUUGGUUUCUUUCUUCAGGAA